AGUUGUUAACUAUAUUGCUAUAGUGAAGAAUAAUAUUGUAGACUGUAAAUUGUAAUAUAAAUUGUUAGUACAUUUAUUACAUAAUAAUUUAAAUUAAAUCAUGACUUCGUUAAUACAAUCUAUAAUAUUUCGUCUUAAACUGGCACAAGUAAUUCUUUCUAUUGGAAGUAUCAUACCAGUGUUCGCCGAAACAUCUGUUACAUAUUUCCAGUUCACUUCAGAUUUUGUGUACUUAACACUGUACAGUUACUUGGGAAUUGGUAUAAUCACUCUGGUGAGCUUAUGUAUUGCAGAACCAGUCUCCGACAAAUUGGCUCUAUACUCUUCGGGCCUGGCCGUGGUCCUGCACCUGGUAUCGGCAGUUUUCAUCAUCAAAGACGUGAUCAGCUACGAUGAGCUAUGGGGAUUGCGGAUCAUUAGCGGACUGUGUACCGGAGGAAACACCGUGGCCUACGGAUGGGAAGUGUUGUACUCGACGAAAUUUAUACAUCAUUAAUGCUGAGAUGACGGCAUUAUGCCGGAUAAAGAAAUGACGAUCGGUCGAAAAAUGAAUAUACUUAUAAUUGGUAUCUUUUUCUGUCCUCUCUUAUACUAAAUUAUUUUAUUCUCCGUCGCCAUAUAUAGCAUAAUAUUAUGUAUAUAAGACAGAAUAAGCGUCGCUAUCGUAUUUGUACAGGUAUACCAAUAUAUAUAUAUAUAUCAUAUACUAUUUAUAAUAUAAUAUCUUGUAAUGAUUAA
Acyrthosiphon pisum (pea aphid) is the source of this 738-nucleotide messenger RNA. RefSeq lists its product as uncharacterized. The record is from RefSeq and is marked predicted. NCBI's taxonomy places the organism in Eukaryota, Metazoa, Arthropoda, Insecta, Hemiptera, Aphididae.